AUGUCUAAGCCAGCCGGUUCCUCCUGGGACUUCGAGGUCUUCAAGACCACCGCCAGCGAGGUCGAGAAGGACCGCAUCCUCGCCAUAUACCUCAACAGCGAUGUGACCAACACCGACUGGGAAAAGGUGACUAGCGACCUCAAGUCUGCCAGCGCCAACUCGGUCAAGGUCUCUCACAGCAACACGUUCAAGAAGGUCGAGAAGGCUGGUGGCAAGAUCGGAGUCGCUGCUACAGCUCCCGCUACACCAAAGACUCCAACCAGUGGCAAGAAGCGCAAGUCCAAGGCGGAGAUGGAGGACAAGGUCGAUGCUGACAGCACUCCAAAAUCCAAGAAGGGACGCAAGACUAAGAAGGAGAUCGCCGCGGAGGCUGAGGCUGAGGCUGAGGAGGGAGGCGAGGCUGGAGUCAAGGUGGAGCAGAACGACGACGAGCUCUAA
Messenger RNA from Fulvia fulva, 438 nucleotides. RefSeq lists its product as uncharacterized. The transcript has 2 exons. NCBI's taxonomy places the organism in Eukaryota, Fungi, Ascomycota, Dothideomycetes, Mycosphaerellales, Mycosphaerellaceae. The coding region runs from base 1 to 438 and encodes 145 amino acids. The record is from RefSeq and is a predicted model, not a curated record.